AUGGCCAUCCCACUCGCCUAUUCCCUAUUCCUCCCACCUACCCCUGAUCUACUCGUCGAGUUUACCGAAUCUGUCUAUCGUUAUGGUCGUUCUGACGCUUCCCUCCCCGCUAGGAAUAACAAAAGGAUCGAUACCAAGUCUGCUUCCGCGACUAUCGUUUCUCCUACCGCUACUCUUUUCAUUUCUAAUUCAAACCUCACUGCUACUGCCUACUUCAAGAUGAAGGAUACAUCCGCUUCCCGCCAAAGCCUCACUACCUGCUCGCGCGCCGACUCCAUGAAGCCCUACCCUCGUGGCAAGCCAGCGUCGCCCAAGAAGAGACUAGCUGUCGGUGGAGAGCUCCCCGCUCUCUCACCCGAACAGCAAGUCGCUCUGCAGAACCAGCUUUUGCCGGACCGGACAGAGUCGUUCUUGCCCCCCAACUUGACGAUUGCGCAGCUGCGUCAAAUGUCCAGGGCGGAGGGCCAGUUGCAAACUGAGAACGCCCGCUUGCACACGGCUUCAAAGUCCAAGAAGAAGAGGGGUCCCACGGUUCCUGCUCCGAUCACUGAUGAGCAGCGCGCCCGCGGAAGGUUGUUGCGCUACAUCUCCCUCUACGAAAAUGAAUACCGUGAGGAGAUUCUCGAGUACAUGUACAAGAUGCAGGAGGUCACCCAACCAUCGAGGACCGCCAUGGAACAGCAGAUCGACAUUGACCUGAGCAUGCGCCCAAGCCUCAUCGACUUUAUGAUCGAGCUCCAUAACGUGUUCCAUUUGCGCCAGGAGACCCUCUACCUUGGCAUCAACAUCCUCGACCGAUACUGCUCUCGCCGUACCGUCUGGAAGAAGCACUACCAGCUCGUUGGCUGCACCGCUCUCUGGAUCGCGGCCAAGUUUGAGGAUUCCAAGGACCACGUCCCGACGGCUGCCGAUCUCAAGCAGUACUGCCGUGACGUGUACGAGGAGACCUCGUUCAUCCAAAUGGAGGGUCACGUCCUACAGACUAUUGAAUGGCAGCUUGGUCACCCGACCUGCGAAGCUUGGUUCCGCUGCAUGGUCAACACCCUCGAUCGCUCGGGCUCGCAAGCCUCCAAGGAGAUGGCCAUCCGCCAGGGAUGGGUCGGCCUCCCCGAAUUGGAGACCCACGGUGUGCCCGUGAUCAUGGCUGAUCUCUCUACUCAGUGCAUUGCCCGUUAUUUCAUGGAGGUCAUGAUCUACCAAGACGCCUUGAUUGACGUUCCUCCUUGUGUGAUUGCCGAGGCUGCUCUGAUCUUGUCCAAGCGUUCCAACGAGUCGCCCGCCGCCUUGCACGUGGCGCGUUAUAUGCACGACCAGCUGUCGACCAACAUCGGCAGCAUCUCGCAGACAGUCUUUAACAAGUACAAGGAGUCUCUCUUUGAACGCGCGUCUACCAUCGUCACCCAGUUCUACUUGGUUCUCCAUGGCGAUGCCCUCAAGUAUUUGGAAGACUUACCGGAUGUAGAAGAAGCAUUCGCAAUCAAACAAGAAGAAGGCCAGGAUGUCAAGCCUGCCGUCGAAGAUGCGAUAGUAAAAACGGAAGAUGAUGCAGCCGCCGAGGCUGGAAUCGGCUUUGCGGACUCUGGAUAUGCAAGUGUCGGUGACGAACACGUCGGGGCCUGUGGGACAGCUCCAUCCUCCCCAGUCAAGGAUGUAGCCUCAAAGGACGCACCGGCGGCGGCUCGUCUGCCUCCAUCUCCGUCCUCGAAGCUACCAUCAUCCGACGACGUGUCCUUGGUCAAGGUCGAGCCGACCGACUAA
Molecule: messenger RNA, 1758 nt
Organism: Acaulospora colombiana
Lineage: Eukaryota; Fungi; Glomeromycota; Glomeromycetes; Diversisporales; Acaulosporaceae
Source: the annotation of a GenBank genome assembly